AUGUCUUCAAAUGCUCAGGAGGGUGUCUCGAAUCAGCACUUGUUUCGCAGAUACGCCCCUUGUGUAGAGCGAACUGGCCUUGGUGAUGCCUUUCGAAAGCGUGUACAGCAGGACCGCAUUUCGCAUCAGAACCCCGGAACUCUCAGUACAACGGCAUCGGGAAACGGUGUAUAUGACAACGGCGUAUUGAAUAGCGGGAAAAACGCGGGAGUCGUCUCUACAGGACUUUCUGGAGCUCGCUCUGAGCAAUCGAAUCAAUUCAUUUACUACCAUAACCAUUUUGGGGGUGGAGACUUUCAUGCUUCAACGUCCUUGGCUACGAACAAUACAAGCGAGCAUAUUGUCGGUCACUCCUGCGAGCAGCUAAGUGGUUCGUCCUCCACAACCUCUCGCGAAUACAUCGGGUCUGUGACCAAGACUCAAGUCGAGGCUCAGACAUCCUCGCGUUGGGCAACCAAGACGAAAACUCCGAACAAUGGCCCGCGAGUGCCCCGAAUCCAUCUUCCAGAGUCCGCGCAGGCAGGUUCUGAUCAAACUGGGUCUUCGUCGGAUUCAGAAGAUGACUCCGCCACGGAGGAGGUAUCUAUCGAAGACUGUAUUUCCAGGAUAGACAGUCGUGGUACAAUCGUCAUUGCAGCCUUCGAGGAAAUAUUCAAUCUGCUUCCGUCCCAUGUAAGACGUCAGCAAGACGUACUUGAGCUGUGGAAGUUUGUGAAACAGCAACAAUGUUUGUUUGCGAACUAUCAUACAAGCCUUUCUGGCGCUAUUCGGCAUGUCGCGUCUCAACCCUCUCAGAGCAUGUUUCUCUCGGGAACAUGUAAUGAUGUGCUGGAGACACUGGAAAACCUGCAAAAGGUUCUUGGUGUUCCAAAGGAGUUCAUAAAGAGGAUGUCUAAGAGGAAGCCUAGGGAGGUAACUGAUGUAGGCAUCUCCAUAUAUCACCCCAUUGACACCAUUGUUAACUUCCAGCUAGGUUGCUAA
Messenger RNA from Colletotrichum acutatum, 981 nucleotides. RefSeq lists its product as uncharacterized. The transcript has a single exon. NCBI's taxonomy places the organism in Eukaryota, Fungi, Ascomycota, Sordariomycetes, Glomerellales, Glomerellaceae. The record is from RefSeq and is a predicted model, not a curated record. The coding region runs from base 1 to 981 and encodes 326 amino acids.